Messenger RNA from Westerdykella ornata, 528 nucleotides. RefSeq names its product mitochondrial 54S ribosomal protein YmL31. Gene Ontology annotation, molecular function: structural constituent of ribosome. Lineage: Eukaryota; Fungi; Ascomycota; Dothideomycetes; Pleosporales; Sporormiaceae. Bases 34 to 366 code for a protein of 110 amino acids. The transcript is spliced from 3 exons. The record is from RefSeq and is a predicted model, not a curated record. Gene Ontology annotation, cellular component: mitochondrial large ribosomal subunit.
CAUCGACUCGACAUCCACACCCCACACAUCACAAUGUUCGGUCCCUUUCGCCUCACAAACCCGCUCUCUGGCGGCCUCCUCUGGAAAAUACCAUGGCGCCUCUCUCGUCACCAAAAAUACCGGCACCGCGAGCGGUUGCGAAAAGUCGACGGCAUUGUAGCUACCUUGGACGCCGCGCUAGCACGCCACGGACAGACGAUGCGGAAGGUGGAGAGGUGGAAGGAGGAGAUGCCGACGGAGGCCGAGAUGCUGCCCAAGGAUAAAUAUACGGUUUUCGAUCGCAAGGUGAAGAGGUAUAGGAAGGGGAUUCACAAGGUACCGAAAUGGACGAGAGUCAGCCAGCGACUCAACCCACCUGGAUUUUAAGGGCGACGGCAACUUGGCCGACGACAGCAACGUAGGGGGAGAUACCAACAUCUGUAUAUUAUGGCGUGUAUUGCAAUUCAGGCUAGUAACAUAGAGGAGACACAGUUUCCUGCAAGGAUAGCAGUCUAUCUACAAAAUAACUGUUAAACAAUGAAACUCUAG